UAUAUACAUUUAUUCGAUUAAUUUUUCUUAAACUGCGCUUUUAUCUCAUUUCAUUUGGAUCUAGUUAAAAUUUAGCUUAUUUACAUAACACAUGCAUUAAGAUAUUUUUCGAGAAAGCAGUUCACGCAACAAGUGGACAGUUUUUUUUAUUACUCUAAAGUGGUAACCCUGAUGAAUUAUUGGAAUAAAAAUAAAUGAUAACGAUGCACUCUCUGUUUUUUUCUUCGUCGGACACGCACUUGAAUUCUGUAAGAUAUUGAUUGCUGUGAUGGUCAACAUUCGAAAUACUUAGGAUCGCGUUUCUCAGCUUUCACGCUUUACCACAACUGAAUAGAAACUAUGGAGGUGUUAGGAUUUAUACAGGAAAUGCUACACAAUGUAGCUGAAUACGCAGCCAGCUACCGUCUCGGACAAAGCCUGCUCCGUCAGGCCGACAGACUGCUGUGGACUAUAGAGAAGACCGCGCGAUGGGCAGUACCGCCACCCUUGGAUCAAGAUGAAGGUCCACAGCCAGAAUUGAUUCGUCCCCUACCCUGGGUGUUCUUCCUGUUGCUGCUUGUUGCACUCCGAGUCACUAGGGAGUCAAUCUCUCUCAUCAAUUUGGUGUUGGGCAAACCGCCUUUGAGAUCAGCCGAUGUGGUGACAUAUAUCCAAGGCAAGCGUCGCUACCUGCGGACCCUGAAGUACCAGGGCAGCAGAGCGAUACGCUCGCGCAGCGCCGCCCAGCCCACCUCCUGGUACAGCAGCGUGCAGUCGCUCUUUGAGUUCACCAUGUGCUUCCGACGGCGUCACAACUACGAUAAUAAUAAUACAGCGCGAGUCAGCAACAAUGAUGAAGUCCUGGUUGUGAAACGCAACAAGGAUGGUGGACAGGAAGCGAGCCUGGUGACCACCACCAGCGAGACGACUAUGGAGAGGCUCAUUGAGAAGAUGAUGGUCGACCUGCAGGCUGACUCCGAUGAUGACUCCAGCUACUACACGUUGACAAAUCCAAAAAGCGACCAGUCCACAGACGAUGCGGAUUUCGAGCAAGAAGUAGUGCAAAAUGACAUUACCAAUAAUAGCAAACAUCAAAAUGACAGCUGUCAAAGUAAUACGUCAAACAAUGAUAAUAACAUAGACAAGUUGAACCAUAGAGAUACUGCGACAAAUGAGGAGGGCAAAUGUGAAGAAGAUAAUUUGGUACCAUCGGAAAUGUCGGUAAAGGAUGAAAGUUUUCGAUUACUUCAAAGUGAAAGAAGCUUGGAGCACAAUAAUAAAGAAGGGCUUACGACACUUAAGUCUGGUAUGGCCAACGGUAAGAAAUUGUACACCACACCGAGCUCAGAUAAAGAAAACGAAAGCCCUUGAAAUCCUUGAAGCACAACACAUUUUACAUUUUAAUAAGUAAGAGUUUUUUUACUAAACAUUAUUGGGAU
Papilio machaon (common yellow swallowtail) is the source of this 1418-nucleotide messenger RNA. RefSeq lists its product as uncharacterized. Lineage: Eukaryota; Metazoa; Arthropoda; Insecta; Lepidoptera; Papilionidae. The record is from RefSeq and is a predicted model, not a curated record. The coding region runs from base 340 to 1350 and encodes 336 amino acids. The transcript has 9 exons.